Enhydra lutris kenyoni (northern sea otter) is the source of this 1992-nucleotide messenger RNA. RefSeq names its product solute carrier family 23 member 1-like. Gene Ontology annotation, cellular component: membrane. The transcript has 13 exons. NCBI's taxonomy places the organism in Eukaryota, Metazoa, Chordata, Mammalia, Carnivora, Mustelidae. Gene Ontology annotation, biological process: transmembrane transport. Gene Ontology annotation, molecular function: transmembrane transporter activity. The record is from RefSeq and is a predicted model, not a curated record.
AUGAGCUCUGCUAUCACCGGCUGGGAGCACCCUGACCCUUUGCAGAGGGUGGACGACGGGCUCCACUGUCACCAUGAUGGCCAAGGCGGGAAGAAGGCUGGGCAGGCCGGGAGAUCCAGCAGCAGCCAGCCAACCUAUAGCGUCCUGGAUGUCCCCCCAUGGUACCUCUGCAUUCUCUUGGGCAUCCAGCACUUCCUCACGGCCCUGGGGGGGCUCGUGGCAGUACCGCUCAUCCUGGCCAAGGACCUGUGCCUGCAGCAUGACCCCCUGACUCAGAGCUACCUCAUCAGCACCAUUUUCUUCGUCUCCGGCCUCUGCACUCUCCUGCAAGUGUUUUUAGGAGUCAGGCUGCCCAUUCUCCAGGGCGGGACGUUUGCUUUCGUGGCACCCUCCCUGGCCAUGCUCUCCCUUCCCGCUUGGAAGUGCCCUGAGUGGACAUUCAAUGCCAGUCUGGUGAACACCAGCUCUCCUGAGUUCACUGAGGAAUGGCAGAAGAGGAUCCGAGAGUUGCAGGGCGCCAUUAUGGUUGCAUCCUGUGUCCAGAUGCUAGUAGGAUUCUCAGGCCUCAUUGGGUUUCUCAUGCGCUUCAUUGGCCCCUUGACCAUCGCUCCGACCAUCUCCUUGGUGGCCUUGCCUCUCUUUGAUUCUGCGGGCAGUAACGCUGGGGUCCACUGGGGGAUUGCCGCCGUGACCAUCUUCCUCAUCGUACUGUUUUCUCAGUACCUGAAAAACGUCGCAGUACCUGUGCCAGCUUAUGGAGGAAAGAAGUGCCACACGUCUAAGUUCUACCCGUUUCAGGUCUUCCCGGUGCUGCUGGCGCUCUGCCUCUCGUGGCUUCUCUGCUUCGUGCUCACAGUCACCAACGCCCUUCCCACGGCCCCCACGGCCUAUGGGCACCUGGCCCGCACUGACACCAAAGGCAAUGUGCUGAGCCAGGCUCCUUGGUUUCGCUUCCCUUACCCAGGACAGUGGGGCCUCCCCACCAUCAGCCUGGCUGGGGUCUUUGGGAUCAUUGCAGGGGUAAUCUCCUCGAUGGUGGAGUCCGUAGGCGAUUAUUAUGCCUGUGCCCGGCUGGUGGGGGCCCCCCCGCCUCCGAGGCAUGCUGUCAACCGCGGCAUCGGCAUCGAGGGUCUCGGCUGUCUGCUGGCGGGGGCCUGGGGGACAGGCAACGGCACCACCUCCUACAGCGAGAACAUCGGGGCGCUGGGCAUCACCAGGGUGGGGAGCAGAAUGGUGAUGGUCGCUGCCGGCUGCUUGCUGCUGGUGAUGGGCGUAUUCGGGAAGAUGGGGGCUGCCUUUGCCACCAUCCCGACCCCGGUGAUCGGGGGCAUGUUCCUGGUGAUGUUCGGGGUCAUCACCGCCGUGGGGAUCUCCAAUCUGCAGUAUGUGGACAUGAACUCAUCCAGGAACCUCUUUAUCUUUGGCUUCUCCAUCUAUUGUGGGCUCGCCAUUCCCAACUGGGUGAACAACAACGCUGAGAAGCUCCAGACAGGGAUUCUCCAACUGGACCAGGUCAUCCAGGUGCUGCUGACCACGGGCAUGUUUGUUGGUGGAUUUCUGGGCUUUUUCCUGGACAACACCAUCCCUGUGCACCUGCAUUCUAGAAACACAGCGUGGAAAGACCCGCCCUUUGAAGGUGGGGCAAGGAUGGUGCUCAUAGAAGAUUGUUUCCUCCUGCAGUGGGAGCUCAGGGAAUGCCCCUGAGAUGGGACUCUGGAUGGACCAGGAAGAGAAGGAAGCCUGGAGGAGAGAGGCCUCCUGGUGUGGAAUCAAAUCCAGGAGGACUCCGAAGAGACUGCGAAGGCCUUGGAGGUGUACCGCCUGCCCUGGGGGAUCGGCACCAAGGUCUGCACGUCCUCCUGCACCCAGUACCUCCCCUUCUGGCCCAGGCUGGAAGCCGGGAACCGGGAGCGGGGCUGGAACCUGCUGGCCUGCCUCUUCCAGGACCCCUCCGGAGUGCGCGGGAGGGGCGCCUCCGAAACCAAGCUGUGA